Molecule: messenger RNA, 1792 nt
Organism: Pelagomonas calceolata
Lineage: Eukaryota; Pelagophyceae; Pelagomonadales; Pelagomonadaceae
Source: the annotation of a GenBank genome assembly
CGUAAUGGCCUCAUGGCGGACACGGGGAAGGUGCAAGGUAAAAUCGCUAUGUGUGAGUCAAAGGUCGAUGAUGCGUGGGAGCACAACGACGUCUCGCCGCGCGGCCGUGGCCCCCGCGGCACGCAACAGUGUCUCACAUGCGACGGAGGCGAUCAUCUCCAUUCGUCAGGCGCAUGGGUUCAUGGCGAAAAACCACACGGGACUCUUGAUGUAUCGGGCGAUGCGGCAGCUGCGAUUGCUCAAAGUAAUGAAGUACCCAAAAAUCACAGGCCACAGCGCGUGCCUCGCAUCGGCAAAUACUUUCGACGACAUAUUAAGAAGCCAACACGGCGCUUGAAGCCUCCUAAAGGCAAGGUGAUCGACGGAAGGCACGAACAGUACACCUUAUCAUACACAAUGCAACUGGGAAUUCAAAGGUCUGUUGAAUAUGCGCAUUCGGUAGUGUUUUCAGUGUGCAAUUCUUUCGUGCGCUUAAGAACAUUGGCGCUAGGCACUACCAGACAGCUUUGACGCAGCAUGCGUGGAGACAACUAAGACGAAAUUCCCUCCGGAAGGAAGCGAUGUGACACCAGAGCACGCAAUGCGACAUUCUUUUACCGUCAAGGACUAUGCGCCUUGUGUGUUCUCUCGUAUCCGGGCUUUGAUGGGCGUGACUCCAGAGCUCUACCUAGAGUCACUGUGCUCAGGACUAUCAUUCAUUGACUUCAUUGCCAAUUCCCGGAGUGGACAGUUCUUUUUCUACUCUUUUGACGGGGUAUUCAUGAUCAAGACUGUGCGACAGGACGAAAAGGACUUUCUUCUCAGGCUACUGCCCGGCUACUACAAGCACCUGCUCAAGCAUGCCCUGAGACCAAAUAAUUUGUCAGGGGCCAACGACGUGUCUUUCUACCCUAAUGGGAACGCGUCGCUUCUCACUCGCUUUUAUGGACUUCAUUGCACAAAGCUGAGGCAUCUCCGGCGAAAGGUCCAUUUUGUUGUAAUGUCAUCGAUCUAUGGUGCAAACACAUCAUCGCGGAUGAUCCAAUUCGACCUCAAGGGCUCCCAGUACAAUCGAAGUGCACAGAAGGAAGACAAAGUCCUCAAAGAUAAUGAUUGCAUCGCCAUGGGAGUCAAGUUGCGCGUCAGCAGGGAUAAAGCAGAUGCUUUGCUAGAAUCUGCACGCCAUGAUGCAGCAUUUCUUGCGCGUCAUGGUGUCAUGGACUAUUCCCUCCUUGUUGGCAUAUUCCAGCCCGACGACGCACCUCAAAACACUCUAUUGUCUGACCCGACACCAAUCAGAGAGACGGAUUAUACCACAAGUAUCCAAAUGACAAAUGAUUCUCCUAGACCCUCUCUGAAUGAAGUACCAGCCAGCGAGCAACUCUCUGAAUUCAACUCUCGUCAUUUUUCAAGGCUACCAAGCUCCCUCAGUACGCCCAAAGAAAUAAACGAGAAGAGUACUUAUGCUAUCAGUACCACUCAGUCGCCCAAGGCACCAUGGGGUCUAAAUGCUGCUGAGAAUCAGAAUCCAUGCGGUAUGCGCAAUACCAAGACAUCCACCAAAGUAAACGCAGACGAGGCUAGGCUUCCUGCUGCUUACGAUGUUGCCAUUGAGGGCCUGUCAGACAGCGGCCAGCGUGAACUCUACUACCUCGGCAUCAUCGAUAUUUUGCAGAAGUAUACUGUUCGAAAGCACCUAGAGACCGACCUCAAUAUCAUCACAAGGGGACUUAAACAUUACAAGGAAUGCUCCUGUGUAUCACCAAACGAGUACCGCGAUCGCUUUCUCAAGUUCCUCAGUCGCAUAUUCUGA